This is a messenger RNA of Elaeis guineensis (African oil palm), 685 nucleotides long. Its product is annotated as cysteine proteinase inhibitor 12. NCBI's taxonomy places the organism in Eukaryota, Viridiplantae, Streptophyta, Magnoliopsida, Arecales, Arecaceae. Gene Ontology annotation, molecular function: cysteine-type endopeptidase inhibitor activity. The record is from RefSeq and is a predicted model, not a curated record.
ACUCCCGAUUCUUUUCUGCCCCCCUCCCCAUCCUGUGUAUCUCUUCAUCGCUCUCCUCGGAGAAGACGAGGGUUCGAUAGCGAUGGCCACCCUCGGACGCGCAAGUGAAUCGCAGAGCAACGAGAACAAUAUGGAUAUCGAAGAGCUUGGUCGCUUCGCCGUCCGAGAACACAACAAGAAGGAGAAUGCGCUUCUCGAGUUUGGUCGUGUGGUGAAGGCGAAAGAGCAGGUGGUUGCAGGCACCCUGCAUCAUUUGACUCUGGAGGUGAUGGAAGCAGGGAAAAAGAAGAUAUGCGAGGCGAAGGUGUGGGUCAAGCCAUGGCUCAACUUCAAGGAGCUGCAGGAGUUCAAGCAUGCCGGCGAUUCCCCCGCCGACCUUGGUGUGGAGCAAGGUGAGCAUCAACCUGGAUGGCAUACAGUGGCCGAACAUGAUCCCGUGGCCCGAGCAGCAGCAGACCAUGCUGUGAAGACCAUCCAGCAGAGGUCCAACUCUCUGGCCCCAUAUGAAUUGCUCGAGAUCCUUCUUGCAAGGGCAGAGGUAAUUGAAGAUUCUGCUAAGUAUGACUUGCUUCUUAAACUAAAAAGAGGAAGCAAGGAGGAAAAAUUCAAGGUGGAAGUACACAGGAACCUGGAAUGUACCUUUCAUUUGAAUAGGAUGCAGCUGCAUUCUGACUCUCGUAGUUAA